Messenger RNA from Colletotrichum scovillei, 2654 nucleotides. Its product is annotated as catalase. Gene Ontology annotation, molecular function: catalase activity; heme binding. NCBI's taxonomy places the organism in Eukaryota, Fungi, Ascomycota, Sordariomycetes, Glomerellales, Glomerellaceae. Bases 992 to 2512 code for a protein of 506 amino acids. Gene Ontology annotation, cellular component: mitochondrion; cytoplasm; peroxisome. The transcript is spliced from 6 exons. The record is from RefSeq and is a predicted model, not a curated record. Gene Ontology annotation, biological process: hydrogen peroxide catabolic process; response to hydrogen peroxide.
AUCUAAAGAGUCCCCCGCAACAUCUGGGGAGGUAGAGCAAGAGACUGGGUCAUGACUGAUGUAUCCCGGCAAAAGAGACCAGCUGGGCAGUGGUGGUGGAACCCCCGCCGUUGUCGGAGGGGCCAGGAGAGACAAUGGACCAAUCCGAGAGGCGGAAAACGCGAGUUAUGUCUGGGAAAGUUGGCGGUGCUCAGUGUCGGAACGUCGAGUUCACGAUAACGCUAUUGAAGAUUGAAGGUGUCCAACAACGUCACGCUAUCCAAGUAGUUAGUACAACAGAGCCUCAAAGUAAGGGUCCAGAAUUGGAGUUGCCUCUAGAGCAACACUAGAGACAGCAGAUCUACCACUCAAAAAGCAGCAGCAAGAUUGAUCAUUUUGGACCUUUACACCACCUCAGCAACGAGAGGUGGAGAAAACAAGGGGCGACUGAAGGACGCUAGGAAACCGCAAAAUGGAGCUUCUCUGUGGACCUCGGCCAACCCAAGCUUGCAUUCGUCUGUCUUCCAAUUGGCCGUGUGUCCCACCAAAGCUUCAGAAAUCAUCGAGGAAAGCCACCCUUGCCCGGGCGACUUACGUCGUGCCCUGGGGUUUCUGCUUCGUAACUUGAACGCCCUGAGUGGGAGGACAGAGCUCAUGGGGCUCCAGAAGCCGAGGAAACUGGGGCGAACAGGAGGAAGAAGGAGAGAAAGAGAGAGAGAGAGAAGGAGAGGGAGGGGCCGAGGUGUAAGGAGGGUCCCCUCCCACUUAUGUUAUCGUCCUAUUUCUUUUCUGUCUGCCAUGGGGCUUUAGAUUAUUUAUGUUUUCGUCUUCCCUCCAUUGGAUCGCCUCCCCGGAGACCCUCUUUGAUCUGUUCUUUUCUUGAUCUGACUUACCAUCUGCCGCUCCCGUUUGUUGGUGUCUGACAGUAGCAAGCAUCCCACGCCAUUUCCCCCGAAGCGCAAUACACAUCUCCCAUCUCCGAAUCGACGAGAAACGAGAAACCGCUGACAAGAUGGGUUCCGAGGACGAGAAGCCUUCUACCUACCGGUAUAACGAGAAGCCGACUUACACCACCUCCAAUGGCGCCCCCGUCGAGAACCCCCAGGCGUGGCAGCGCAUCGGUCCCCAGGGCCCUCUGCUGCUCCAGGACUUCCACCUGAUUGACCUGCUGGCCCACUUUGAUCGCGAGCGCAUUCCCGAGCGUGUCGUCCACGCCAAGGGCGCCGGUGCUUACGGCGAGUUCGAGGUCACCCAUGACAUUAGCGAUAUCUCCUCCAUCGACAUGCUCAACCAGGUCGGCAAGAAGACCAAGGCUCUUGUCCGUUUCUCGACUGUUGGUGGCGAGAAGGGCUCUGCCGAUUCCGCUCGUGAUCCCAGAGGUUUCUCUGUCAAGUUCUACACCGAGGAGGGAAACUGGGACUGGGUUUACAACAACACGCCCAUUUUCUUCAUCCGCGACCCUGUCAAGUUCCCUCCCUUCAUUCACACCCAGAAGCGUCACCCGCAGACUAACCUGAAGGAUGCUACGAUGAUGUUUGACUACUGGACCAAGAACCAAGAGUGUAUCCACCAGCUGAUGCACCUGUUCUCCGACCGCGGCACCCCUUACUCUUACAGACACAUGAACGGCUACUCGGGUCACACCCACAAGUGGACCAAGCCCGAUGGCUCCUUCGUCUACGUCCAGAUCCACCUCAAGACGGACCAGGGCAACAAGACCUUCACCAACGAGGAGGCCGGCAAGAUGGCGUCCGAGAACCCGGACUGGCACACUCAGGACCUCUUCGAGGCCAUCCAGCGCGGCGAGCACCCCAGCUGGACCGUCUACGUCCAGACCCUGACCCCGGAGCAGGCCGAAAAGUUCAAGUGGAACGUCUUUGACCUGACCAAGGUCUGGCCGCAGAGCGAGGUGCCGCUGCGCCAGUUCGGCAAGCUCACCCUCAACCAGAACCCCGAGAACUACUUUGCCGAGAUCGAGCAGGCCGCCUUCUCCCCCUCCCACCUGGUCCCCGGCGUCGAGCCCACCGCCGACCCCGUCCUGCAGUCCCGCCUCUUCUCCUACCCGGAUACCCACCGCCACCGUCUCGGCGUGAACUACCAGCAGAUCCCCGUCAACAAGCCCCUGAAUGCCUUCAACCCCCUCCAGAGAGACGGCGCCAUGGCCGUCAACGGCAACUACGGCGCGAACCCUAACUACUCCUCAACCUUCCGCCCCCUCGAGUACAAGCCCGUCAAGGCCGUCAACACCCCGCACGAGCAGUGGGCCGGCGCCGUCGUCACGGACCUCUUCGGCCCCGUCAAGCCCGAGGACUACGAGCAGGCCCUCGGCCUCUGGAAGGUCCUCGGCCGCCAGGAGGGCCAGCAGAAGAACUUUGUCAGCAAUGUCUCUGGCGCCCUCGCCGGCGCUCACCCCGAGGUCCGCUCGCGCGCGUACGAGAUGUUCUCGCGGGUUACCCCCGAGCUCGGCGCCGCUAUCAUGAAGGAGACGGAGAAGAUUGCCGAGCCUACCAAGGAUGUUCGCUCCAAGUUGUAAAAACAUAGACGGGAAAGUUUGAUGAGGAAGCAUCCGGGUUUGCGUUGAAGAAGUGCGUUCCAAGAUCUCGAUGUAAUACCGGAGCCGGAAGCGUCGACGCUGCACGAGGCGUGCCAACACGAAUUCAGUUCAAGGAGAGAAG